Electrophorus electricus (electric eel) is the source of this 2191-nucleotide messenger RNA. RefSeq names its product iroquois homeobox 4b (gene irx4b). The record is from RefSeq and is a predicted model, not a curated record. Gene Ontology annotation, molecular function: DNA-binding transcription factor activity, RNA polymerase II-specific; RNA polymerase II cis-regulatory region sequence-specific DNA binding. Gene Ontology annotation, biological process: neuron differentiation; regulation of transcription by RNA polymerase II; cell development. Gene Ontology annotation, cellular component: nucleus. NCBI's taxonomy places the organism in Eukaryota, Metazoa, Chordata, Actinopteri, Gymnotiformes, Gymnotidae.
AAGACUGUUCCAUUCUUGCUCCCGUUUAAAUCUAAGGAAAUUUCGUACCGCAUCCGUGUAUUAGAUUGAUCUUUACAUUUUUAUUUUAGAAAACCGGCAUUAAGAACAUGCAAGUGUUCGCGCCGUUAAACUUUUUACAGAGUAUUCAAGUACAGAUCAUCGUACAUAAAAUUAUUAAAGGAAUUUACAGUCUGGACCUUUAAAACCGUGCCUCUGACGUCAGAGGCACUGCUUUUAAAAACAAAGUGCAGCUGAGACGCCGUUGCUAUGAUAUUUUUUCUUCCACUGAAAACUGAGAUUUUACCACAGAAAGGUGAAUUCCAAUUCUGUUGCAAUACUUUUUGUUAUUCUUAAGUCGAUAUUUUCUCGAGACAACAAGAACAAAAAGCUAUUGUAGCGUGCCUCAACUAUGGACGGAGCAGAGCACAUCUCAGUGGCUGCAGGGGCGGAUUACCUACAGUUGUAAGAAGAUCGCAGCCGAUGAACUGAUGACCCUCGGCGCGACCUUAGCUUUGAGAUGCACGUGUCCCUUUGUUCUGGACUUUUAUCUUAAACAUGUCAUACACACAGUUUGGUUAUUCAUACUCAGCAACUCCGCAGCUUCUAUUAUCAUCUAAUACUCUGGGCACCUGCUAUGAGUCUGGUAGCGGUCCUUCGUUAGAUUCCGGAUUGGUGGCCUCCCAGCAAAACUCACUUUAUUGCCCGGUGUAUGAGAGCAGGCUUGUGGCCUCUGCCAGGCAUGACCUGAGCUCUUCAUAUGGGAAUGCCUAUACGAAGAACCACGGUUAUGGGUCUUACAGUUCAUACGGAACGGAAGCAGCUUCUCUCUACUCUCUGAACGACCUUGGUGAGAAGGAUGGAAUAGGAACAAGGGUUACACAGGGGCCAACUUAUUACCCAUGUGAUUACCCAUUUGGACAACACCAGCAUGAACGAUAUGGGUAUGGGUCAAUUGAUGUUAGCACAAGACGGAAGAAUGCAACCAGAGAAACAACUAGCACUCUGAAAGCGUGGCUUCAGGAGCAUAAGAAGAACCCAUAUCCUACAAAGGGUGAAAAAAUCAUGCUGGCCAUCAUUACCAAAAUGACCCUCACCCAAGUGUCCACAUGGUUCGCUAAUGCACGCCGGCGACUCAAGAAAGAGAACAAAAUGACAUGGUCCCCGCGCAACAAACCCGCAGUUGGGAAAGGAUGCGACGAGGGCAGUGAAGACAUUGAGACAAUGGGACAGGGACAACCAGCUGAACCUGAGAAGGAAUUUAAUGACAACUCAAGAGUGGAUGAUGCAGAACUACCGCAAAGUGAUUUGGAGGAUUUUGAACCAACGGAGUCGGACGAAUGUGAGCCAAAAGUAUCGUUUGCUAUGAGCUCUCGUUCAAGGUCACAGGAUUGUGUAAAUAAUAAUUUCAAAGAUCCUCUGCUCCCCGCAACCAUUUCGGAGACGUCCACGAAGUACGUUUUUAGGGCCUGCUCAGGAUCAGAUGAAGACCCUUCUGCAAAAACUUUAUACCCACAAAACGAAGAACAGCCAGUCCAGACCAAACCCAAAAUUUGGUCGCUUGCACAGACUGCCAUAUCGUUAAACCACACUGACUACCCAUCAUGCAUGCAUAAAGGCCAGCUGAUGAGGUCAUCCUCUGCCGCUUGCCAGUUACACUCAGAUACAGCAGAACGGCAGCAGGACUGUCCAGUUGCCAGUCUUAGAAACUGGGUGGAUGGUGUGUUCUAUGAUCCCCUGUUCCAACAAAACAACUCCAACCAAACUUUCUCCAACUCUUCAGGUGUAUGGACGGACUCCAGCUGCCCAACGAUGAACAACAACUUCAGUGGACUUCCAGAGCCCGUUACCUCAUCCAAGAUAGCAUAAUCAACUGGAAUGUGGAAUGUUUUUAAUUAUAUUAAGUCAUCAUGGUAUUUAUGUCUGCCAAAUAGAUCAUAUGACAUAUUAUCAUUACAGUACAACACUGGAAAACCAACGGAAAGGUUUAUUAUGUGAAUCAGAGGUUAGCCUACAACUAGGCCUACUAGAAUACUUGGAUGUUGAAAUCUGAUGAAUCAUACAUUUGAAAUUUAAAGUACCACCACAAUGAACAUAGCUUUAGAAAAAGUGACAGGUUAUCACUUUUUUGAGUAUGCUGGCCAGUAAUCACUGCUGUAUAAUAGUACACUACACAGGUAUGCCUAUUUUUUCA